CACCCUUUCACUAGUCUAAUUCCCAACCCACCUGAGCCUGAGAAGGGCUAAAGGGUUCAUUGUAGGAGAUGAGUGGGAUUGGGAAACACUGACGUAGAGCUCAGUGGUGUGUAUCAGCACUUCACUUCCACUCAGGCUCAGUGCUCACAGUCCUGCUCUAGAGACACAAGCCACACACGAGCUGCUCCUUCCGUUCCGCGCUCAGCAGCUAAAGCGGACAUUGCUGGCAGAGUCAGUCCCAGUCGGGUCUACUGCAGGUUCUUCUCGGGCUUGGGCCGUUUAAAAGUCCCGUCUUUGGACUUUACGGUAUGUUGGGAGCCGUGAAGAUGGAAGGACACGAACACUCGGACUGGAGCGCUUAUUACGCAGAGCCCGAGUGCUACACCCCAGUUGGAAACAUGAGCGGCGGACUGAAUUCAAUGAGCGCCUACAUGAGCUGCGCGGGUGGCGUGAACGUGCCGUACAUGCACGCAGGUCUCGGCCACCCAGCUAGCGGCACGUGUACGGGGAUGAACCCUAACGGGAGCCCGACCUCCGCUCACGCCCUGGCCGCUUCCUACCCGAACCUGAACACGAGUGCGUGCGGCCAGGUGACCGGUCGGCCCCGCGAUCCCAAAGCAUACAGGCGGAGCUACACACACGCCAAACCGCCCUACUCGUACAUCUCACUGAUCACUAUGGCCAUCCAGCAAUCCACAUCCAAGAUGCUGACGCUGAACGAAAUCUACCAGUGGAUCAUGGACCUGUUUCCUUUUUACCGACAGAAUCAACAGCGCUGGCAGAACUCGGUCCGCCACUCGCUCUCCUUCAACGACUGUUUCCUCAAGGUGCCCAGAUCACCCGAUAAACCAGGUAAAGGCUCCUUCUGGAUUCUUCAUCCCGAGUCGGGCAACAUGUUCGAAAACGGAUGCUAUCUGCGGAGACAGAAACGCUUUAAAUGCGAAAAAACCGAGGACAAACCCACGGAAUCGGAUAAGAAACCGCACAACGACAAAGAAUCGUCUCGACUUGAUGACUCUCCGACCAAAGACAUAAAAAGUUCCGAUCUGAAAGAUGUUAUAAAAGCGACGCAGGCUUUGAGUCCAGAACACCAGAGUCAUCAUCAGGACCAUCAUCUGGAUGAACAUCAUCAUCCUCAUCAUCAUCAUCCCCAUCAUCAUCCUCAUCUUCUCGCUCAGCAUCAUCCGGUGCUCGUUCACGACUCGCACCUGAAACCGGUACACCACUCUUACUCCUUCGACCACCCGUUCUCUAUCCACAACCUGAUGUCUUCCGAGCAGCAGCACCACAAAAUGGACAUGCUGAAGCCCUAUGAGCACGCCAUGCACUGUUCCGGCGGAUACGGAUCUCCAAUGACUGGUUCACCGAUGCCACCGAUGAUGUCCACUCGAGCGAGUGUGGAGCCUUCAGCGCUUCCCUCCGAAUAUUCUUACUAUCCGGGAUCCGCGUGCGCAAACAGGGCGUAAAUAUGAUUAAAAGUCGUGGAUGUGGAUGUGAACUCAGACGCUCCAGUAAUAAUAAUAAUAAUAAUAAUAAUAAUAAUAAUAAUAAUAAUAAUAAUAAAACGCUCAAUUCAUGCGCGCGUUUAAAAAGGUGGCAUCUAAUUUCUGCAAAUAUCAGGGCGCACAGAAACAAACAAACAAAACAAACAAAAAAACGUAUGAGAUUCCUUUUAGAGCUGCAUGGACCUAUUAUGUCAUCUUGCUCCAGUGGACUACUUUCUACAGGAAAUACAAUUUUCUUCUAUCCUGUACUCAAACUACUGCACAGGACUUUAUAAUGGAUUAAAACUUCCAGUCUUUAUUCAUAAGAGAGACAAAAAAAACAAACAAACAAACACACAAACAAAAAACAAAAACAAAUGGAAGAGAUGGAGUAGUCAUCUACUUUAUGUUCUUUAAGUUUAUACUGUAAUUUAUAAUUUUGUAAUUUGAUUGUGUAUAUGAA
Molecule: messenger RNA, 1947 nt
Organism: Tachysurus vachellii
Lineage: Eukaryota; Metazoa; Chordata; Actinopteri; Siluriformes; Bagridae
Product: hepatocyte nuclear factor 3-beta-like
Exons: 2
Coding region: 309-1466 (385 amino acids)
Biological process (GO): cell differentiation; regulation of transcription by RNA polymerase II; anatomical structure morphogenesis
Molecular function (GO): transcription factor binding; RNA polymerase II cis-regulatory region sequence-specific DNA binding; protein domain specific binding
Source: RefSeq, a predicted model, not a curated record